Castor canadensis (American beaver) is the source of this 3528-nucleotide messenger RNA. RefSeq names its product zinc finger protein 574 (gene Znf574). Gene Ontology annotation, molecular function: RNA polymerase II transcription regulatory region sequence-specific DNA binding; DNA-binding transcription factor activity, RNA polymerase II-specific. Gene Ontology annotation, cellular component: nucleus. The record is from RefSeq and is a predicted model, not a curated record. Gene Ontology annotation, biological process: regulation of transcription by RNA polymerase II. Lineage: Eukaryota; Metazoa; Chordata; Mammalia; Rodentia; Castoridae.
CGAGAGCGAGGCUGCGGAGCAGGCGAGAAGAGACGGCAGGAGCUAGAGAGGACGCGGCACUAGGGUGGCCGUGCAAAGGGAGCGGCUGCCCGGGCCCGGGCCCCCGGCGUGCGAAUCGGCGGAGGCGGCCCAGCACCUUACUGCUGCAAUGACUGAGGAGUCCGAGGAAACGGUCCUGUACAUUGAACACCGCUAUGUCUGCUCUGAGUGCAACCAGCUCUAUGGAUCCCUGGAGGAGGUGCUUGUGCACCAGAACUCCCACGUGCCCCAGCAGCACUUUGAGCUGGUAGGCGUGGCUGAUCCUGGAGUCACCAUGGCCACAGAGACAGCCUCAGGAACAGGCCUCUAUCAAACCUUGGUACAGGAGAGCCAAUACCAGUGCCUCGAGUGUGGGCAGCUGCUGAUGUCACCCAGCCAGCUCCUGGAGCACCAGGAGCUACACCUGAAGAUGAUGGUGCCUCAGGAGGCAGUGCCAGCUGAACCUCCACCCAAGGUGCCCCCGCUGAGCUCCAGCACCAUCCACUAUGAGUGUGUGGAUUGCAAGGCUCUCUUUGCCAGCCAGGAGCUCUGGCUGAACCACCGGCAGACACAUCUCCGGGCCACACCCACCAAGGCUCCUGCUCCAGUUGUUUUGGGGUCCCCAGUUGUCCUAGGACCCCCUGUGGGCCAGGCCCGUGUGGCUGUAGAGCACUCAUACAGGAAAGCUGAAGAAGGUGGAGAAGGGGCAGCUGUCCCAUCUGCAGCUGCCAACACCACUGAGGUAGUGACCGAAGUGGAGCUGCUCCUCUACAAGUGCUCUGAGUGCUCCCAGCUCUUCCAGCUGCCUGCGGACUUCCUGGAGCAUCAGGCCACCCACUUCCCUCCUCCUGCCCCAGAGACUGGACCUGCUGUAAAGCAGGAGACCCUGACCCCAUCUCCUGCAGAGGUGCCUCUGUCUCAACCUGACCUGAUGCCAGCCUCUGAUCACAGUUAUGAGCUGCGCAACGGUGAAGCCAUUGGGCGCGAUCGCCGGGGGCGGAAGCCCCGGAGGAACAACAGCGGAGAGCCGGGCGGGGCAGCCACUCAGGAGCUUUUCUGCUCAGCCUGUGACCAGAUCUUUCUCUCACCCCACCAGCUACAGCAGCACUUGAGGAGUCACCAGGAAGGUAUUUUUAAGUGCCCCCUGUGCAGUCGUGUCUUCCCCAGUCCUUCCAGUCUGGACCAGCACCUUGGUGAUCACAGCAGCGAAUCCCACUUCUUGUGUGUAGACUGUGGUCUGGCCUUUGGCACAGAGGCCCUCCUCCUAGCCCACCGGCGAGCCCACACCCCAAAUCCUCUGCAUUCAUGUCCAUGUGGGAAGACGUUUGUCAACCUCACCAAGUUUCUGUAUCACCGGCGUACCCACGUGGCAGGGGGUGUCCCUCUGCCUGCGACUCCAGUCCCACCAGAGGAGCCUGUCAUUGGUUUUCCUGAACCAGCCCCAGCAGAGACCGGAGAGCCAGAGGCCCCAGAACCCCCCAUGUCUGAGGAGAGCGUGGCAGGGCCUGCUGCUCCUGGCACCUACCGCUGUCUCCUGUGUAGCCGUGAAUUUGGCAAGGCAUUGCAGCACCGGCACCAGCGUUUUGUGCACCGACUGGAGCGGCGCCAUAAAUGCAGCAUUUGUGGUAAGAUGUUCAAGAAGAAGUCUCAUGUGCGUAACCAUCUGCGCACGCACACAGGGGAACGGCCCUUCCCCUGCCCUGACUGCUCCAAGCCCUUCAACUCACCUGCCAACCUGGCCCGCCACCGGCUCACGCACACAGGGGAGCGGCCCUACCGGUGCGGGGACUGUGGCAAGGCUUUCACGCAAAGCUCCACGCUCAGGCAGCACCGCCUAGUGCACGCCCAGCACUUCCCCUACCGCUGCCAGGAGUGCGGGGUGCGCUUUCAUCGCCCUUACCGCCUGCUCAUGCAUCGCUACCACCACACAGGCGAGUACCCCUACAAGUGUCGAGAGUGCCCCCGCUCCUUCUUGCUGCGCAGGCUGCUGGAGGUACACCAGCUCGUGGUCCAUGCUGGGCGCCAGCCUCAUCGCUGCACAUCCUGUGGGGCUGCCUUCCCGUCCUCCUUGCGGCUUCGGGAGCACCGCUGUGCAGCUGCUGCUGCCCAGGCCCCACGGCGCUUUGAGUGCGGGACCUGUGGCAAGAAGGUGGGCUCUGCUGCUCGACUACAGGCACAUGAGGCGGCCCACGCAGCUGCUGGGCCUGGAGAGGUCCUGGCUAAGGAGCCCCCAGCUCCUAGGGCCCCAAGGGCCACUCGCACACCAGUCACUCCCUCUCCAGCUGCCCUUGGGGGCACUGCCACUACAGCCCCUGCAACUCCUGCCCGACGCCGGGGCCUAGAGUGCAGUGAGUGCAAGAAGCUGUUCAGCACAGAGACAUCACUGCAGGUACAUCGGCGUAUCCACACAGGCGAGCGGCCAUACCCGUGUCCAGACUGUGGCAAGGCCUUCCGUCAGAGUACGCACCUGAAAGACCACCGACGCCUGCACACAGGUGAGCGGCCUUUUGCUUGUGAAGUGUGUGGCAAGGCCUUUGCUAUCUCCAUGCGCCUGGCAGAACAUCGCCGCAUCCACACGGGUGAACGGCCCUACUCCUGUCCCGACUGUGGCAAGAGCUACCGCUCUUUCUCCAACCUCUGGAAGCAUCGCAAGACUCAUCAGCAGCAGCAUCAGGCAGCUGUGCGGCAACAGCUGGCAGAGGCAGAGGCUGCCGUUGGCUUGGCUGUCAUGGAGACUGCAGUGGAGGCUCUUCCCCUAGUGGAGGCCAUUGAGAUCUACCCCCUGGCCGAGGCUGAGGGGGUCCAGAUCAGUGGCUGACGCUUCAGUACCACUGUGCCCUGUUGCUGAAGGCCCUCCUCCACCAUCCCUUUAAAUCUAUGUAUAUACUGUGCUCCCUCCCCCUCCACCACGUAAGCGCUAUAACUGAAUUUAUUCUCUUUUCUGAAGGGGGUGCUCUGGGGUCCUUGAUGUGCAUAAAUGUGCCACCACACACCUGUUUGGCCCCAAAGUGAAACAGUCAAUAAAGACUGAGUUGGACAUUUAUGUGCUUUUCUCAGACCCAGCUGGAAUUUGGGAGUCAUGAGGACAUGCACUGGGUCUGAUUCUCACAGCUUCAUUCCCAGCACCCAACUACUAGGUGCUCCUUAAAAACUUGCUGGAUUGAAAAGAGGGCUCCCUGGAUCCAUGGCCAUGGCUCUAGGCACAAGCUGUUUUCAUGCUAGAUGAAGGCAGCUUGGCUCUCCUGCCACUAGAGGUCCCCACAGCCCUGUGAGAAAUCUUGAAGCUGCUCCAUUUCCAUGGCAGGAAAUGCCGAUAAUCUUACCAGCCCUAGCCCUCUCCCUCCACUCCUGCCCUGAUUGAGCAUGUCUCCCAAAGCCGUCUGGUUUUCUCACUGGAUCCCUGAAUGCACUCAGGUUGGGCAUGAUCUCUAGGAUAGAAGAGGUAGGUGGCUCCUAAGGCCAGACCCAGCUGCAAAGUUGGAGAUUGAAAAAUGUGGGGCUAGGGUAGGA